This is a messenger RNA of Elaeis guineensis (African oil palm), 3862 nucleotides long. NCBI's taxonomy places the organism in Eukaryota, Viridiplantae, Streptophyta, Magnoliopsida, Arecales, Arecaceae. The record is from RefSeq and is a predicted model, not a curated record.
GUUGACUCAAUCUUUGUUGAGUCAACUCAAUGCCUUGGUGGGUCAGCUUAGUCUGUAACUGAGCCGACUAAGUUGACAGACAGAUGCUAGCAGGUACUGUUUGUCACAGAUUAGUCGGCUUAGCCUUGUGAUUGAGCCAACUCACUGUACUGAGCCAAUUCAAGUCCAGAGUGAGUCGACUCAAUUCUAUGAACAAAAAUUUUUGUAUGAGAUACAAAAUUAAUUUGGAUUCAAGAUUGAUUUGACAUCUGAGUUAGACCUAUGAAUUUAAUUAAAAAUUAAAGAUAAAAUUAAAAGAUCUAAUUGAAAAUUCAGAUUUGAUACAAAUUUCAUAAGUCAUGGAUCACGAAAGUGGGUAGUUCAAUUAGGUCUAGUGGGAGCGAUUGAUCAAAUCGACUCAAGAGUUGAUUAGGUUGGGUCAAGAGUGCUUCAGACCAACCUAAUAAUUGUAGUUUGGUCAGAUCGAUUAACAGUCAUAUAUUAUCGAUCAACUUAAGACCUAAUUUGGCUGAGUAGUUUGAGCCUAGAUCAAUAGGUUAAUCUGAUUGAUUCUAAUCAACUAAUUUGGUGUCUAAGAUAAGUACAUAGAUGAUGAUCAGAGAGCAUCUCGUGAAAAGUGGUUGGAUUAUGAUAACAAAGUGGGUGCUACGUGCUGUCCUCAAUGUCUAGCAAAUUACAGCAUCAGCAUGAGGAUAUGUAGACUGCCAGAUAGAUUCUGACCCAUCUAUAAGAGUUGUAUAAUGAGCAUAGUCACGCAGCUCGCUUCAAAAUAUCCAAAUGACUCUUCAAGAUGAAGAUGCAUGAAGAGCAGUCGGUCCAUGAUUAUUGUCUGAUAAUGAUCAAAGACCUGGAAGAGCUUGAGAAGCUCGACAUAUCCAUAGACAAGGAGCUACAGAUUGAUCUCAUUUUGCAGUCUCUGAUUGAUUCAUAUGGGCAGUUUAUAGUAAACUUCUAUAUGAAUAAGAUCCAGUGCACCCUCACUAAGUUAAUGAAUAUGCUGAUUAUAAUAGAAGGUACCUUGAAGAGUUCAAGGGGCUCUGUACUUUCUGUUGAGCGGAUUUCUUUCAAGAAAAAGUCUACUAGGAAGAAUAAAAAGUCGGAGAAGAAGAAGAAGGUGGAGGGAAAGAUGAAGGAAAAGAAGGUAGCUCCGAAGAAAAAGGCUCCAAAGAAAGGAAAGUAUUUUCAUUGUAACUCUGAUGGCCAUUGGAAGUGGAACUGUCCUGUUUACCUGACAGGCCUGAAGAACAAGAGAGAAGACGAACCUUCUGAAGGGUCUUGAGGAUAGCAGAAGGUUGAGGGAUGGUGAAAUGGUCCUACAUGUUGGGAAUGGAGUAAAAUUGCUGCUGUGAUCGUGAAAACAUAUCCUCUUCUACUACCGUCAGAAAAUAUUUUGCUGUUGAGAAAUUGUUAUUUUGUACCUUCUGUGAGCAGAAAUCUGAUUUCUGUAUCUUGUUUAACAUAAAAAUCUGAUGCAAAUGGGUCUUUCAAUACAAGGAAGGACUUUCAGAGCAGGGAGGUAUUAGGUACAAGGCGAGAUUGGUGAUCAAGAGAUACUUCUAGAGAGAGGGUAUUGAUUUUAGUGAAAUCUUUUUUCGCAUCAUCAGACAUACAUCUAUUCGGAUACUAUUGAGUAUAGUUGUAGCUCAGGAUUUGGAGCUAGAGCAUAUAGAUGUCAAGACGGCAUUCCUCCAUGAAAAUUUGGAGAGCAUAUAUAUGGAGCAGCCACAGGGGCUCAUAGAGCCAGGAUCAGAGGAAAAAGUGUGUUUGCUGCAGAAGUCAUUGUAUGGAUUGAAGCAGUCGCCAAAGCAGUGGUAUAAGCACUUCGAUUUAUAUGUGAGGGGCAUCGGACUUUUCAGGUGUGAGUAUGAUCCAUGUGUCUAUGUGAAGACUCUAGAGGAUGAGUCUAGAUUAUAUUUACUCCUAUAUGUAGAUGAUAUGAUGAUAGCAUGUAGGAAUAUAAAAGUUGUGUAGGAACUUAAGGAGGCCUUAUCUUGGGAGUUCGAGAUGAAAGAUUUGGGGUCUACAAAGAAAAUUCUAGGCAUGAAAAUCCUUAGGGAUGGAGAAAAGGGGCUGCUAUAUCUAUCUCAAGGUGGUUAUAUAUAGAAGGUCCUUGAAAGGUUUGGGAUGAAGGAAGUCAAGCCGACAACACUUUCACUUACUAGGUACUUCAAACUUUCGAAGGACAUAUCACCACAGACAGAGAUGGAGGCUCAAGAGAUGGAGAGAGUGCCUUAUGCCUCAAGGAUAGAAAGCUUAAUGUAUGCGAAGGUAUGUUGUAAGCCAGAUCUUGCCCAUACAGUGAGUCAGAUCAGCAGGUUCAUGGCACGGCCUGGCAAGGAGCAUUGGAGAGCACUGAAAGAGAUUUUCAGAUAUUUGGUGGAUACAAUUGGGGUUGGCAUCUGCUUUGGACAGUGAGGUACUGAGGGAAGUUUCAACUUGGCCAAAGGAGCUCUGGGGCAGAUUGAAGGAUAUGUGGAUGCAGAUGUUGGAGGAGAUGUGGACACUAGGCGUUCGACUAUUGGGUUUAUUUUCAGUAUGAAUGGGGUCCAAUCGCAUGGAGAUCUUGCUUGCAGUCCAUUACACUCUUAUCUACCACUGAGGCUAAAUACGUUGGAGUUACAGAGGCGGUAAAGGAGGCACUAUGGCUGAAGAGACUGUUGUUGGAGAUGGGCUUCGCACAGGGGGCUAUUAAGAAGCAUUGUGACAGUCAGAGUGCAUUGAUGUUGGCAUAGAAUUCUAUCUAUCAUGCUAGGACGAAGCAUAUAGACAUCAAAUACCAUAGGGUCAGAGAGCUUGUGGAAGAAGGUGGAGCUAGUGAAGAUGCACACUUCAGGAAAUCCAGCUAAUGCACUUACAAAAGUUCCUCCCAGGGAUGGCUUCUACAAAUAUGUGGGACUAAUGGGAUUACUGGAUAGAGUGGAGCUUGCUGAGGCUAUGGGGCACUAAGAUGGAGAUUAUAAAACCUGAUGUGGUGCUCCUAAGCCUCAGGAGAACAAGAAGGCCAACAGGAGAAGGAAGCCAGAAAGAUGACAACAGCAGCAGUUUAGUCUACUCACCCUUAGAUUGGAUCGGACUAAGCUGAAGGUGGGUCGACUAAGUCUGAGAUAAUUACUAUAUAGGGAGCAGCAUAUCAGUUUCUCUGGCGUGGCAUGGUAACUAAGUCGACCUAGUUUCUGGAUGGAUCGAUUCAGUCGAGGUGAGUCGACUCAGUUAUAGUGUGGGUUGGCUAAAUGUAUAGUUAGACAGAAAGGUGCACUUUCGAAAGUCUGAAGAUAGCAAGAAACUUAAUCGCCUCAGUCUAGGUGUGAGUCGACUAAGUGGCACACUAAGUCGACUCAGUCUCAACUGAGUCGACCCAGUUCGUGGGCUGACAUUGUUUUGAUUUAGGAUCGGAUUUGAUCCUAAGGACUUAGGACCUUGGUUGGAGAGGUUUUGAGGGGGCUAACCUUGUGUUUAGGCUUGGAUUAAGUCCAAAAGAAUGUGUGCAUAUGAGAUAUGGGUGUACAUGGGUUCGGAGAGUGCAUCACAUCAGGUUAGCCAUUUGGGAGUUUUCUUUGAGCAUUGGGCUUGACCCAUUUUGUAUAAUAUUUAUAUAUUGUAAUUAGGUCAAGGAAUAUACACAAUGAAUGAAAUUUGCUCUUUCUCUCAAACCCUAGCUUUCUCUUCUCUCUUUCUUCUUCUGUUGCAUGCCCUAGGGCAUCAACGAUCUCUAGGUUCUUUGGGUUCAGAUUAAUUUCUGGUAUCUCCACAUAACUAGAUUUUUCGUAACAAAAUUCUUCUCCUUCCACUGCUUCUUUCCUCCUUCAUCCCAACCACUGGUGGCUUCAACGACCCUGCCACUGCUGACAUCCUCCUCCAACUC